Thamnophis elegans (Western terrestrial garter snake) is the source of this 825-nucleotide messenger RNA. RefSeq names its product TBCC domain-containing protein 1-like. The transcript is spliced from 3 exons. Gene Ontology annotation, biological process: maintenance of centrosome location; maintenance of Golgi location. The record is from RefSeq and is a predicted model, not a curated record. Bases 1 to 783 code for a protein of 260 amino acids. Lineage: Eukaryota; Metazoa; Chordata; Lepidosauria; Squamata; Natricidae. Gene Ontology annotation, cellular component: spindle pole centrosome.
AUGUUAAGGAUCAUUGCCAGGAAGUCACAUCUAAAAAAUAUUAUCUUAGAACCUAUAAUCCGAGACAUAUUCCUGGGAAGAUAUCAUAAAUUGGUUGCUGCUGCUGCUGUCACAUUCUUCACUCCUCCAAGUAUGAAAUACACAUCAUUUCCAAAUGCAGCAGGCAUUGCCAAAGGUGAAGAACCAGUCGCCUUGCGGGAAAAUCAAGAUAGCUGGAAGUUAUACUAUAGUUGUGACAAUGUCAAACUUGUUGCUGUUUGCCAUCGCCUAUCUCUGUCAUCUACGACUGGUUGCACUUUGCACGUUCUCACUCCAACCAGACCUCUUAUAUUAUUGGGUAACCAAGCAAUAACUUUUGCUCCCCUCCAUACCCAUUAUCCAAUGCUUGAGGAUCACAUGGGCAGAACGGGCCUAGCUACUGUGCCAAACAAUUGGGAUAAUCCAAUGAUAGUAUGUAAAGAAAACUGUGAUCGGGAGGUAUUCAGACUUCUCCCACACUCAGAAUUUUACCCCUUUGUUGUUCCAUUUGAAAUGGAGGGAGACACAACAGAAAUACCUGGUGGUCUGCCACCUGUAUAUCAGAAAGCACUGAGCCAACGGGAACAGAGGAUACGAAUCUGGCAGAAAACGGUGAAGGAAGCAGAGUUGACCAAGAAUCAGAGGAAGACUUUCCAGAUGUUAGUGGAGAACAAAUUCUAUGAAUGGUUAGUCCACACAGGCAGCCGUCAACAGCUUGAUAGCUUGGUACUUCCUGCUGCAGGAUCUAAACAGGCAGCAGGAUAGGAGAACCCUUGAAGCAACCAAAUCAUCAGUUCUGGAGAUGCA